Messenger RNA from Penicillium olsonii, 1551 nucleotides. Lineage: Eukaryota; Fungi; Ascomycota; Eurotiomycetes; Eurotiales; Aspergillaceae. The record is from the annotation of a GenBank genome assembly.
AUGGGAGGUCUGCUAACCUUGAAUUCAUUCGUCACGGUCUUCCCCGAGAUUGAUACGACUCAUUCGAGCUCUUCUACAAGUACCAAUUCCACCACCCAGGGAAUUACCACUGCUUCCUACAAUCUCGGGUGUUUCUUCGGUGCAAUCUUCUGUAUCUGGAUUGGAAACUACCUUGGUCGCCGCAAGACCAUUUUUGCUGGCUCAAUCAUCAUGAUCAUUGGUGCAACAUUGCAAGCGUGCGCAUAUUCGCUACCACAUCUCAUCGUCGGUCGCAUUGUGACCGGUAUCGGGAACGGCAUGAACACUUCAACCGUUCCCACAUGGCAGUCAGAGUGCUCCAAAUCCCACCACCGUGGUAAACUAGUCAUGUUGGAAGGUUCCUUGAUCGCUGCCGGUAUCACAAUCAGUUACUGGAUAGAUCUUGGCUUUUCGUUCCUAGACCCCAGCUCCGUUGCAUGGCGAUUCCCAAUCGCUUUCCAGAAUGCGUUCGCCCUGAUAAUCCUGAUCUUCGUCUUGCCACUACCGGAAUCACCUCGUUGGUUGAUUCUCAAAGGCCGUGAGGAGGAAGCCAUGGAAGUUCUCGCUGCGAUUCUUGAUCUAGAUGAAGGCGACCCUUACGUCCACUCGGAAUUCUCCGCUAUCAAGGAUGCUGUUCUUGAAGCUUCGACUGUUAGCUUCCGCGACCUUUUCACCAUGGAUGAAGAUCGUCAUUUCCACCGUGUCGUUCUCGCCUACGUCAAUCAGAUGUUCCAACAGAUCUCCGGUAUUAACCUAAUCACAUACUAUGCCGCUACUAUCUACGAAAGUAUCGGCAUGGAUGGGUUGACUUCGCGCAUUCUAGCUGCCUGCAACGGUACCGAGUAUUUCCUAGCCUCUUUGAUUCCGAUCUUCAUCAUUGAGAAGGUAGGCCGUCGGCAGCUGAUGCUAAUCGGUGCUGCUGGAAUGUCUCUCUCAAUGGCUGUUCUGGCAAUCACCACCAGUUUCAAGGGCAAUAGCCAAGCUGGUAUCGCUGCUGCCGUGUUUCUAUUUGUUUUCAACACCUUCUUUGCGCUUGGUUGGUUGGGCAUGACCUGGUUGUAUCCAGCCGAGAUUGUUCCUUUGCGCAUCCGUGCACCUGCCAACGCUCUCGCAACCUCAGGCAACUGGAUUUUCAACUUCAUGGUGGUCAUGAUUACACCUGUGGCAUUUGACUCCAUCAAAUACAAGACCUACAUCAUCUUCGCGGUCAUCAACGCCUUCAUCUUCCCCGUUAUCUACUUCUUCUACCCUGAAACGGCCUACCGAUCUCUGGAAGAAAUGGACACUAUCUUCCAUAAAACCAGCAGCGUAUUCAACGUGGUCUCAGUUGCCCGCAACGAGCCUCAUCGCUAUGGCAAGAAUGGCGAACUGCUUAUCAAUUAUGAAGAUACAGAGGAGCAUCUUCGUCGCGCUAGCUUCGUAUCCGAAAAGCCCAAAGACAAGAUGAUGUCUGGGACUGGCGAUUUGGAGACUGGGAAGGGGAGUCAUGUUGAGCACCGCAAGAACAGCGGCAGUGCAUCUGACAGCAGCUAG